AUGGCGGCGUCAAUGCAUCUGCGCGCUGCGCCGACCACGCAGAAGUCUCCCAGCGGCCAGCGGACCCCACCGGUGCCUUUUCAGUUGGACGAGCGUGAAGUCGAUGCUCGCUAUGAUGCUGCGCUUGCCAUCCCUUUCCCAUCGGAAAUCCUUGAAAAACAUUCGCCUCAUGUGUGGGCUUUUUGUGUUUCCCGUGGCCAAGCUUUGUCUAGUUCUCCAGCUGCGAUCUACAUGGCUCUGCAUUCUUUGGCUUGCUUCGAACUGCCCAAUGUGGUUGCCCGCUAUACGGAGCUGUUGGAUGUUCCCGCAGUCACUUGGAAGUUCCAGCUUGGCAAGUCUGGCGACGGCAAAAGUCUAGUUGUGAACUUCAUCAAGGAGAUUCUCAAAGAUUCUCAAAGUUCGCCGUGCUCAACUCCAAGAACAUUACAAUGCCCUCUACAAAGCCAACCUCCAGAAAUGGAAACAGCAAGGCGGCGCAGAUGGAAUGCCAGCCAAGCCCGUAGCCCCAACAGUAAAGACGAUCUGCGACGACGGCUCCGCCGUCGCUUGGUGCCAUUCCAUGUCUGCGCGAAUGAAGGGCGCGGUUUCGUUGUGCUGCACGAGUGCAAAAAGUUCAUGAGCUCUGCAAGCAACGUUUCUGGUGCAUUUCCUGCUACCACAUUGUGCAAGCUUUGGGAUCGUGACGACUACAGCCACGACGUCCAAGACUACAACAAAGAGUUCACCUUGGAGAAGCCGUUGCUGGUGAUCUACAUGGCUGGUCAUUUGGAAGACAAGCACAAAUGUUUCUAUCACGGUGACGGACUUGGUGUAGACAGUCGCCUCGACACUUUCGUGCUUCCUCCACAGGUCAACCAUCUCGCUGACUUCCCAGCAGAUCUCGACAAAGACUCCGUCUAUGGGUCUGCCGCAGCUUGCUUCGCAGCCAUGUGGCAACACUUCCACUCGGAUGCGGUGAAACCGCUGCUGGAAAAGUUCACUGGCUUUGUUCGUGUUCCUUUGGCCGAUGCAUCUGAAUUUGAAAAGUGUUUCCUUUCGAAGAAGAAGACCAAAGUCUUGCGGUAUGCAUUGCCACAUGCUUUCCUGGAACAAUUCUUUCACCGGGCAGCUGCGCGUGCUGCGCAAGAAGCUGUCCCGGAUGUACACAACGCCAUCGCGGCAGGCGACCUGAAGGUUGCAGCCUCUGUGUUGGACUUUCUCGACAACCAACGGCCGCACUUUCAAACAUUGUCUGGCCAAAAGUAUGUGGCUGCUCCGGCGCAAGCCAACCACCUACAACCCAUGCCGACGAUUGCUCCUGCUCCUGCUUCUGUUCCAAGCGCGCCCCUGGCCCCUGUGGAUGCCUUUGGGGUUAGUUUUCCCGAUGUGGCUUUGGUUGCUAGCGACUCUGUCGCAACCACAGAAAUUCAUCAAAUGUGGCGCCAGCUGCCUGAAGAGAUGGUGCGUCGCAUUGCCAAAAUGCAGAAUUCGGCCUUGUCAGCCUUGAUUAUCUUCCAGGCAAUCGCGGUUACAGAAAAUACUCGUGGCCCCAAGAUCACCAAGGUGUGCAAGUUUCCGUUGUCCGCUCACCUCAAUGCGGCUGCCACACCCACGUCCACGGCAUUCAGCACCAACGAUGCUUGCAUUUUGCUAGCGAACGCCGCAGCACCCCAACCUCCUAUCUAUGUGCAAUGGCCAAGCGGCCAAUCCGUCGCCAAAGAGCUUGCUAGUGCCAACGUGCCAAACCAUGCUAUGACGCACUCUGAUUCCAAAGUUGCUGCCGCCAGGUCCUUGCUUCGUGAACUUCGACUGAUGCUCGCAGACAAUCCUCCGCGUGAAGCCCCUUGGACUGUUCCGGAAAUUCCUGCACAAGAGCUGCCUCCCAAACGUCAACGCGCUGAGUCGCUUCUCCAGCUUCCUCCGGUCGCUCUCGGCAUUGCCCCGCCACUGCCUCCACCUACGGUGCCGCCUUCCUGA
Molecule: messenger RNA, 1956 nt
Organism: Cladocopium goreaui
Lineage: Eukaryota; Dinophyceae; Suessiales; Symbiodiniaceae
Source: the annotation of a GenBank genome assembly